Stomoxys calcitrans (stable fly) is the source of this 7187-nucleotide messenger RNA. It is a transcript of the gene tok, whose product is annotated as protein tolkin. The coding region runs from base 1635 to 6605 and encodes 1656 amino acids. The record is from RefSeq and is a predicted model, not a curated record. NCBI's taxonomy places the organism in Eukaryota, Metazoa, Arthropoda, Insecta, Diptera, Muscidae. Gene Ontology annotation, molecular function: serine-type endopeptidase activity; calcium ion binding; metalloendopeptidase activity. Gene Ontology annotation, biological process: proteolysis. The transcript is spliced from 14 exons.
CGUAGUCAUAGUCGUUCGUUGGCAAACAUAUGAAAGUAGGAGCGCUGAACCGUUGUUUCAGUUGAGUAACGAGACGAGAACCCAACGGUAACGGUUACGGAUUAUAGAGAAGACAAAGACAAAACGACAAGAGAUUCCUCAAAUUACACACGAUGGGCGACUAUUGAAUGAAAGUGAAGACAACACAAGAGUUAUUAAAUUGUUUUGAUACUUUCGGUUGCAUUAGUGUGUGCGAGUGAUUAUGUGCAUUUAGCAAUUUGAGGUUUUUCUUUGCCCCUUAAGACAAACAAACCUACUACUACUACUACGUCCAAACGUAAUAAUUUACAAGAGCAAAAAAGCAAACGGGAGAUAAGAAUAAAAGACGCGCGCGAAUUAAGCAACAAAGAAAAUAGCAAAAACAACUAGCAAGUGAUACAAAACAUUACACCAACAUACAUAUACACACACCCAAUUGCUAAAACCCACACAGAACAGCCAGCUAGGCACUUGCAGCCACAGUAACAGCAGCGACAUCGAUGCAUGGACCAAUGCGUGUUUGUUAAGGGAAAGGAGUUUUGGGUUGCACGCCAUCUAACCACGAGAAUAGUUAAGGGUCGCGUGAAGACGAGCUAAAGCAAAACUAACGGUAACUAUUACAACUUCGUACAAGCAUAGGAUUGUUCAACAAAUCACUACUGUUUUUAUCUCCUGUGCUAGUGAGUGCAGUUUUUCUAAGAUUGUCUAUCCGUCUGCAUGGUUGGUUGUUGGUUUGUGCGUGAGUGUGUGUGUGUGUGUCAGUGACUUGCAACGCAAUACCAAACGGAAAACGGAAGUGCUUCGCCAUUCCUCAAAGUUUUGAACGGAAAACGCAUCGCUUCUCCUGGCCGUGUGAUUCUGCUACAGCAACAACCGCUGCUAUUUGAGUUCACUCGACCGUGGAGUUGUAUUUGAAUUUCGCUGCUUUUUGAUUUUCCUCGCGCGCGUUUUCAUGUGUGUGUUUGUUGAGUAAGUGGUUUGUUGGGUGCUUCAUGUGCACUCAUAUCAACAACAGGCAAAUUAAAUUUUAUUAUGUGCCAUGUUUAAGUGUUUGAUUCGUACACAUCGAAAUUAAAUUAUACACACACACAUCAGUUUUUUGUUGAUGAUGUUGUGAAGAUCCCUUAGUACGGUGUUUUUUAAUAUUAGCACAGAGAUUAUCUUGGGCAAUCACUUGUUCGAGACAACGAACUACACAAAGGGCUAUAUAUACGUCUGGUACAUAAAUGGCCGAAACACAUUUAGCCGCAAUUAAAAUCAAAUUAAAUUUGCUGUGAAAACAUACUCUCAACUCUGUUAUUACAAGCAGUUUGGGUUUUAAUUAAAAACUCAUGUGAUUCACAAAGUUGGAUAAAUAUUUGUAUUGAAAUUAGCAAAGCCAAACAUUUGCCUCACACACAAACAAACAAACUGGGCUGCUGCCAGUAUCAUAUCCGGUACAAACUAUCCUUGCAGGCUAUCUGGGAAACUACGAUGCGAAUCGAAUGAAUUGAAAAUAAUUUGCAAUUGGGCCGCAACCAGAAAACAAAAAAAGUUUGGACUAAAGGCCGAUCCCAGAAAAUAUCGAAGGAAGGUCACAUACGAGUAUAGUCAAAGAUAGCAUAGAAGAGUGAACAAUGGAAAAACUUAAAGUGCAUAGAGGGAAAUGGAGGCAACAUUGCCGCUAUGGCAACCUCAAGAAUUAUGCAGCCUUCAUAAUUGCAACGAUUUUUGUUGUGAUUAUGGCAUGUGCAAAAAGUGCACACCUAAAUGUCAACACACUGUCGUUGGCGGCUGUCACAGGCUCAUCGCCACUAAGAGCAACGGCAAAGCCAGUGCAGCAGAACUCAUCAUCAGCCUCCCCAUUGUCUUUGUCAAAAUUGGAGCAAAUACCAUUAACAGUCCUGGAAUUACAGGAAACGCCUAGGCCACAAUCGCCUCAGCACAUGCCAUUGGCUGCCCCUGCAACAGCCACACGAAAUGCCUUAAAUACUGCCGCCGCCAUCGAUAACGAAGAAGAAGAAGGAGAAAACGAGGCAAAUUCAUUGCUGCCGCCCAUAACGGCAUCAGCAAUGCAACAGCAGGACGAAUUGUUAGAGCGGCAGGGCCAGUUAGCAGAGUUCUAUUCAUUACAAAAUAUUCAACAGCAAAAUCAUCCGCAUUCCGGUCAUCAGUAUCACCAACACCAACACCAGCAUCACUAUCAUCACCACUACAGCCAACAGCAAGAGACAAACCUGCAGCCUGACGAUAAUGAAAGCCAAGAACAUAAACAUAACCCACAAAGCAGCAACCAUCAUAACCAUCAGCACGAGCAUCAUCGCCAUAGCCAUCAUAGCCAUCACAACCACCGCCACCUGCAGCUGGAGCCCAACCAAAUCGAAGAAGAAGGUGUUGGAGGCGAUAAUCAUCAGAGGAUGGUUGAGGAUAAAAUUUCCCUCAUUACCGAGCAUCAUGAAGAGCCACAGCAGCCGCAUCACCGAAAUUAUGCCAACGAAGGCAAAAAUUCUAAUCAAGCGUCCCUGAAUGGCCACUCACAUCGCAGUCGAUAUUCCAUUGAGGAUUUGUUGCACAAUAAAUUCGAGAAGAAGGUAUCCAAUGACAUUUAUAUGGAUCCUUGUAAAGCCGGUGGCUUUAUGGGUGAUAUUGCUUUGCCCGAUGUUCAAUAUGAUGAUGACUAUCCCUUGGUGGCAUACACCCAAAUGUGGGAGGAACUGCCACAGUCUGAUGCCCCCAUCAACGAUGCGCCCAUGAAGUUCAAUGACACAUUCCAGAAAGAGAUGGAAAUACUGAAACAAGAGGUUUACAAUGAGGGCCUCCAGGUGGAGGAGGAAGGACUCACUGAUAUUAUUCGGCGCAAGACCAAAUUGCCCAGUAGUAAAUCGGAUUUCAAUAUGGAUCCUUUGCAGUCAGCAAAUGAGUUGAUCAAACCCAAAAAUAAUCUCAACUAUGAUCCUAUUAAUUACAAGAACGAUGUCAUUAGCUCAGAGGAUCAUGAGGCUAGAAAAUAUUCCAUGAGCCUACCCACCAAAGCCAAUGGCAUGCCAACCGAGGAUAUCUAUCUCAGCAAAGGUUCAGUGGAUAAAGGGUUCAAUAUGACGAAGGAUAAAUUCGAUACAUCUUUGGCACACAAUGAGAAAAGCCUCACCGAGGCGGAAAAAUAUAAUAAAACAACACCUGGCAUGUUAAAUCGUAAUGUGGAUCAACGUAAAAUUCAAUCAAAUACCAAAGAUAUUGAAUUGGAUACGGGCAAUAAUUUUGUUUCCGAGCGUAAAAUUGUAAUACUGCCCACGGCCUUGCCAGCCCAGCGUUCUACAUUGCCAAAUGUUUAUAGUAAUGCUGGAGGAAAUGGCAUGAAAUUAGAUGACAUUCAAGAGUUAAAGGGAAGCAGCACCAUUAUAAAGAGAAGAAAUAGAAGAGGACGAAAGAAUCGUCGCAGCUUCAAUCAACACAGCCGUUUAGAUUAUAACUUAAGAAUGCAAAAAUUGAAAGAAGAACUCAUGCGACCUGUGGGGGAGGGAAAGAAACAACAUCAUCAUCAUCACCAUCAACAUUAUCAACACCAAGAAAAGCCACAUCAUCAGGACCAGCAAGAGCCCAACAAAAAGUUCACAGAGAAAAUCUCCAAUAAUGUGACAGAUAAUGAGACCAUGAAUGAUGACAUGAGAUAUUCGAAAUUUGGCGAUAUGUUCUCGGAUAUCGAAACGGAGGAUGAAGUCAGGCAUGGGGCAGAUAUUGUACCUGCUUAUGAGGCAGAAGAAAAUGAUGAAUUUAGUUUUGUUCGAGAACAUCGUCGACUACCUCGUGCGGUAACGGCCAAAAAGGAACGCGUUUGGGACUAUGGAGUGAUACCCUAUGAAAUCGAUGGUAAUUUCAGUGGCCUACACAAGGCUCUAUUCAAACAGGCCAUGCGUCACUGGGAAAACUCCACUUGUAUUAAGUUUGUGGAGCGUGAACCUGAGCAUCAUUCCAACUACAUUGUAUUUACCAUACGUGGAUGCGGCUGCUGUUCAUUUGUUGGCAAGCGAGGCAAUGGACCACAGGCUAUUUCCAUUGGCCGCAAUUGUGAUAAAUUUGGCAUUGUUGUUCAUGAACUCGGUCAUGUUGUGGGCUUUUGGCAUGAGCACACUCGGCCGGAUCGCGAGAAGCACGUUAUCAUUGAGCACAACAACAUCAUGAAGGGUCAGGACUACAAUUUCAAUAAAUUAACGCCAGAUGAAGUUGACUCGUUGGGCAUGGCCUACGACUAUGACUCGAUAAUGCAUUAUGCACGCAAUACCUUCUCUAAAGGGACCUAUCUGGACACGAUACUGCCCAUCGAAGUCAAGGGACGCAAGCGACCGGAAAUUGGCCAGCGUUUGCGUUUGAGUGCUGGUGAUAUAGCCCAGGCGAAUUUGCUGUAUAAAUGUCCGAAAUGUGGUCGCACCUUCCAGGAGAAUACGGGAAUUUUUGCCAGUCCCUCGUACUAUACGGCCGGUGCAUUGAGCAACGAAACGGAACAUUGUGAGUGGCGCAUAACGGCCACACAUGGCGAGCGAGUGGUUUUGAAAUUGGAAAAUUUGAACAUUUUCAAAUCGGAAAACUGCCAAUCAGAUUAUUUGGAAAUUCGCGAUGGUUACUGGCAUCAAUCACCUUUAAUAGCUCGCUUCUGUGGCAAAGUUAAUAGCGAAACAUUGACAACCGUUUCCAGCCGGAUGUUGUUGACCUAUGUCAACACCCAUCGCACCGAGGGUUAUCGUGGAUUUAAAGCAGAAUUUGAUGUUAUAUGCGGUGGCGAAUUGAAUAUCGAUGAUACUGAAGGGCGAUUGGAAUCACCCAAUUACCCUUUGGAAUAUCUACCAAAUAAGGAGUGUAUUUGGAAAAUCACUGUACCCAAAGGAUAUCAAGUGGCUUUGAAAUUCCAGUCUUUCGAAGUCGAGAAUCACGACAGCUGUGUUUAUGACUAUGUGGAAAUUAGGGAUGGACCCACCCAAGAUUCACCCUUGAUUGGAGUAUUUUGUGGCUAUAAACCACCGCCCAAUAUGAAGUCCAUUGGUGACUCGAUGUUUGUAAAAUUCGUUUCGGAUACUUCGGUGCAGAAACCUGGUUUCUCGGCCACUUUCAUGAAGGAGGUGGACGAGUGUGAAACCCAAAAUCAUGGAUGUGAGCAUGAGUGCAUCAACACCCUGGGCGGCUAUGAGUGCAGUUGUCACAUUGGCUAUGAGCUGCACAGUGACAAGAAGCAUUGUGAAGAUGCCUGUGGUGGAGUCAUUGAAUAUCCCAAUGGCACCAUUACCUCGCCCUCAUUCCCCGACACCUAUCCCUUCCUCAAGGAUUGUAUUUGGGAAAUUAUAGCACCACCUAAGCACAAAAUCUCUUUGAAUUUCACACAUUUCGAUUUGGAGGGAGCAACUCAUCAUCAAUCGGAGUGUGGUUAUGACAAAGUGACGAUCUAUUCGAAAUUAGGAGAUGAUCGCCUAAAGAAAAUAGGCAGCUUUUGUGGUAGUUCCAUACCGCCAACAGCCACAUCGGAAGAAAAUGCUUUGCGUGUGGAAUUCCAUUCCGACAAAUCUAUACAAAAAUCUGGAUUUGCAGCAGUUUUCUUUACCGACAUUGAUGAGUGCUCCAUAAAUAAUGGAGGCUGCCAGCAUGAGUGUCGCAACACAAUAGGCUCGUACAUGUGCUCAUGCCACAAUGGUUAUUCGUUGCAUGAAAAUGGUCAUGAUUGUAAGGAGGGCGAGUGUAAACAUGAGAUAUCGGCCCCAUUCGGUACAAUAUACAGUCCCAAUUAUCCUGACCUGUAUCCUCCGAAUGCCGAUUGCGUUUGGCAUUUCUCCACAACGCCAGGACAUCGCAUCAAAUUGAUAUUCAAUGAAUUCAAAGUGGAAUCACAUCAGGAAUGCGCUUACGAUAAUGUGGCCAUUUACGAUGGUGACUCGGAAAGUAGUUCCCUUUUGGGGCGCUUCUGUGGCGAAAAGAUACCCUAUCCCAUAUCCUCUUCAACUAAUCAGCUGUACAUGGUUCUGAAAACUGAUAAAAAUAAGCAACACAGCGGUUUCACCGCCGUCCAUUCCACAUCUUGCGGAGGUUACUUGCGUGCCACCAAUCAGGUACAGCAAUUCUAUUCUCACUCGCGCUUUGGCAAUUUAAACUAUGACAUCAAUAUGGAUUGUGAGUGGACCAUUCAGGCUUCACCUAAUAGCUACGUUCAAUUGAUAUUCUUAACCUUCGAUUUGGAGAGUAGCGAAAAUUGCACUUAUGACUACGUUCAGGUCUUUUCGGGCAUGGAGGAGAACAGUGGUCCAAUGUAUGGUCAAUAUUGUGGCAAUACGAUACCCCAAGACAUUAUAUCCUUGACCGAUUCCCUGUUGGUGCGCUUUAAGACAGACAGCAGCGUCAUAUUGAAGGGCUUUUCGGCCUCCUACGUUGCCGUGAAUCCGUUCGACAAUAGUGAUGAGGAUGCCAAUUCAUAUAGUUCAGAACUGGCUACACCGUUUCCGGGUUCGCUGAAAUCAAUCUAUAAAGAAGAAGAUUCACAGGAAACCGAUGAUUACAAUGAUUUCAAUGACAACCAACUGAAUGUCAAUAGUCCUUAUUACAAUCGCAAUCGAUAUCAAAAUAGAUUUUAAUUACAGCAGAACAAAAAAAUAUUUACCCAUAAUGAAAUCAUAAAAACUUUGAAAUUCUAAUUGAAACUUAAGAGAGAAAAAAUCAAGUAAACUCUUUGACAAUAUAUAAGAAUGACUUUAUUUAAUAAUUUUUCUUAAAACAAAAACCAAAAAGAAAAACCCAAGUAAACCAAACAUAUUCAUUGAUUUAUACAAAAAACACAAACACAAACAUAUUUUACAUUAAGCAUAUCACCCAGAUCCCAAAACUAAGAGAGAAGACGGAUCAAUCACAAAUCAAACAAACCAAGGACGUACUGAAAGACAAUGGGUCUGUGAGUUGGACGAAAUGUUGUUAGAAAAUGCAUGUUUUUCGUUUCAUUACAUAUCUUUCGGAAAGAGAGCAUCUGUGAGAAGAGAUCUGCUACUUGUGUAAGUACAUUUAAAUGUUUACAUGCAAAACAAAUAAACAUUUAUUAUAUAUACAUAUAUUUAAAACUAUAUACGUAUGAAAAUAAUUAAUUUUUAGUAUAUCUAUUAUUACGAUACGAUUUACUUAACAAUGAAAACCAAACAUCUUUAAUUUUAGUCUAAUAUAAACUA